CAUUCUGUUUCAGAUUCCAAAGAGUUACAGAGUUGUCGUUGUCAGCCGGGUGUAAGAGUUUUGUUUGUUUAUUGUUUACACAAUCUAGUUAUUCAAUUUAAAUCUAUGCUCUCUUGAGAUUAAUUUGAUGGCACAUCACUACGUAGACAAUGUAUGUACGAAAGCUUUCACUCCAAGAGAAUAUCAGGUGGAAUUGUUGGCUGCUGCAAAGGAACGUAACAUUAUUGUUUGCUUGGGGAACGGACCAAACAAGGUGUUCAUAUCACUAAAACUUAUUCAAGAGCUUGCUAAUGAAAUUAGAAGACCAUACAGAAAUGGAGGCAAGAGGACAGUGUUCAUCAGCAGCUCUGCUGCUAGUGUCCAUCAGCAUGCUCUCUCAGUGCAACACUUGACCGACCUGAGCGUAGGAGAGUAUCAUGAAGUUAGUGAAUCUUUGGAUCUGAAGACUCAUCAGGUUUUGGUAAUGACGAGUGAAGUGGCUUUGGCUUUCCUUCUGAACAGUAAGCUGAAAGUGUCAGACAUGAACCUGCUGAUUCUGGAUGACUGUCAUCUCGCUAUCAGAGAACACCCUAUGCAACAAGUAAUGGAAGUGUUGUGGCGGUGUGGAGGGGAACCAAGAGUGCUAGGGCUAACAUCUCCUCUAGUGCCAGGGCCGGGGGGAGCAGAGCCAGGCAGACUGCAGGCAGAGAUACAGAGACUAGAGACUGUGCUGCAUUGUACUGCUGAGACUGCCAGUGACAUUGUCUCAAUACUGAGGUAUGGUGCCAAACCAAAAGAAGUUGUUUUAGAAUGUGGAAACUAUGAAGGUUCAGAACUUAGUUUGUGUUUGGAAGAUCAACUUAAAAGUACAUCGGAAUUUUUAGAAGAUCAUCGAUAUGAUCCUUCUGAAAUCUAUGAUGAAGAAUAUAUGGAUGAUUUGAUGAAUAUUCCCAACCCUAAGGAAGAUCCAAACAUUAUUCUUCAAGAUUUUCUUUACAUUUUAUCAACAAUGGGGCCCUGGUGUGCAGACAAAGCUGCUUUAGUACUACUCAUUCAUAUUGAAAAACUUAAGGUUAAGACGCCAUAUGAACGCCAUUUUCUCCUUUUAUGUAUGGUGUCAUCAGUGUUGCUCAAAAUAAGAGCUAUUUGUGAUCAUUCAUUUCAAGAAUAUGAAGAAAAAGAUAAAAUAUAUAAGUUUUCUUCGCCUAAAGUACUUAGAUUACUAGAAGCAGUUUCAAACUUCAAAUCAAAAGUGCAACCAAUGGAAACAAACAGUGUAGAUAUUGAAGGGUCUGAUUGUAAGCUACAUCCAAAUAACAUGGUCAAAUCGAGCAGUGAAUUAAACACAGAAUCUAGUAUUGUAAAAGUGGAACCAGUAGAAAAAAACAAUAUUGAUAUUGAACAGUCUGAUUUUAAGCUACAUCCAAAUAACAGGAUCAAAUCGAGCAGUGAAUUAAACACAGAAUCUAGUAUUGUAAAAGUGCAACCAGAGGAAGCAAAUAGUAUAGAUAUUGUAGGGUCUGAUUGUAAGCUACAUUCAAAUAACAUGGCCAAAUCGAGCAGUGAGUUAAACACAGACUCUAGUAUUGUAAAAGUGCAACCAGAGGAAGCAAAUAGUAUAGAUAUUGUAGGGUCUGAUUGUAAGCUACAUCCAAAUAACAUGAUCAAUAACAUGAUCAACAGUGAGUUAAACACAGAUUCUAGUACUGUAAAUAGUCAGUCGGACAUAUUGGUGAAUGGCUGUGAUCAGUCAUCAAAUAAUCAAAAUCAUACCUUAGAAAGCGAUCAAAUUUUAACUGAAGUUAUUGAUUGUUGUUCAGUCAGCAAAUUUCUAGAUAAUGAUGAAAACCCCUACCUUGAGUUGAGUAAUAAUAGUUUGGAACCUGUGGAUAGCUUUAUCAUAGAUAAAAAUGUAAGUAGUCUAAAAGAGACAACUAAUGUGAUAGAUAAAACAGCUCAAUUAGGUGUUGUAUGUGAAAAUGUGCAUAUCAAUGAAGAUGUCCAUUGCCAGUGCAAAAGUACCAAAGAAAACUUAGUUAAUAGUGAAUAUUCUGACUCAACCUCACUAAAAGAUAAUACAGCCAGUAACAAAGUUGUUAGUGAUGAGAAAGGAAAAUCCAACAAGACUGGCCAAGAAGAAGUGGAGGGGGUGGGAAGAGGAGGUCGAUGGCGUGGUAAAGGGAGAGGUUGGAGAUUUCAAAAGAAAAAUUUCACAUCCACAAGGUCGAACAGAACUGGCUCUCAAGAAGACGUAGAAAACUUGUGUGCAAUAAUAUUUGUAGACAAUCCAUUUACUGCCAAAAUUCUCUUUCAUCUUUUCAAUGAACUUCGUAAGUGUGAUCCAGAUUUUGGAUUUAUAUCUCCGCAAUACACUGUUAGUAAAAUAGCUAACCCAAUAACAGAGCCAAGAGAAGCAGAAAUCGAACAUCGAAAACAAGAAGAAGUGCUAAAAAGAUUCCGAAUGAGAGAAUGUAAUUUGCUGAUAUCCACUUCAAUUCUAGAAGAAGGCAUUGAUUUGCCUAAAUGUAAUUUAGUGGUUCGCUAUGAUGUGCCAAAACACUACCGCUCCUAUGCUCAAUCCAAGGGCAGAGCAAGAACACAAGAUUCACACUACAUCAUGAUGACAGAACAACAAAACACUGUCAACUUUAUAUCAGACUUGGCACAAUUCAUUGAAAUAGAAAGAAUGCUACUGGCUCGUUGCACCAACUGUGAGCCCUCAGAUGACGAGGAAGUAGAUGCUGACAAAUACAGUCAGUGUGUCCCAGCUUUCUGUCCUGGAGAGUUCCCAGUCACUAUCAGUUCCGCCAUUGCUCUCGUUAACAGAUACUGUGCCAAGUUACCAAGUGACACGUUCACUCGUCUGACCCCACUCUGGACUUUACAUCCUAUUCACUACCUAGGCACUUGUAUGUUCUACUGUUCUGUCAGACUUCCUAUCAAUUCUCCAGUUAAGCAGGACAUUAUUGGUCACCCCAUGCCGACUGCAGUGCUGGCCCAGCGAGUGGCAGCAAUAGAGACUUGCCGAGUGCUACAUGAGGCUCGGGAGCUGGACGAUAACCUACAGCCCAUUGGCAAGGAGAGUUUCCACAGCCUGGAGGAAGAGGAGGAUCAGGAGGAGGAGGUGGUGGCAGCUGAUUCCCUGGAGCCUCGACCCGGCACCACCAAGCGCAGGCAGUACUACUACAAGCGAAUUGCGAGUUCGCUGAGCAACUGCCGGCCUAUGAUGGGGCAACCUGCCCGACUCUACCACCUAGAGAUGGUGUUGACCUGCCCUUUGCCUGAAGAGCAGAAUACUCGAGGCCGCAAACUGCACCCACCAGAGGAUGCUCCUCAAGGAUUUGGAAUUCUUACUUUAAAAACAAUCCCAAAAAUCUGCCCAUUUCCAAUCUUCACGAGAUCAGGUGAAGUGAGGGUGAGCCUUGAACUGAGACAGGAGGAUCUGUUGUUGACUGAGGAACAACUGGAGAUGAUUGCUGCCUUCCUCAACUACACAUUUACCAGUGUAUUGCGCUUGCAGAAGUACCUCAUGCUCUUUGAUCCCAACGCUUCAGAAAAUUCUUACUUGAUUGUACCUACCAAAAAAGGUGAUAACAAUGUUGUUGUGGAUUGGGAUUUUCUUCAAUUAAUCUAUGCUAGAAGGGAAGAAAUGCCACAUAUUAUACCAGAUAAAGACAGAGAAUGUUUUACAUUUGAUGCUGCAAAGUAUCAUGAUGCAGUUGUGAUGCCCUGGUAUCGAAAUCAAGACCAGCCUCAGUAUUUCUACGUGGCAGAAAUAUGCAGUCACUUGAACCCAAAAUCUUCAUUCCCCGGAUCUGAUUACCAGACAUUUGAGGAGUAUUACCAGAAGAAGUAUGGGAUCACAGUCCAGAAUAGUUCUCAACCACUACUGGAUGUGGACCAUACCUCUGCUCGACUCAACUUUCUCACCCCACGAUAUGUGAAUCGUAAAGGUGUUGCCCUACCAACAAGCAGUGAGGAGACAAAGCGUGCAAAACGAGAAAAUUUAGAACAGAAACAGAUACUUGUACCAGAGUUGUGCAUGAUUCAUCCUUUCCCAGCCAGUCUGUGGCGACAAGCUGUGUGUCUGCCAUGUGUUCUGUACCGUAUUAAUGCCUUGUUGCUAGCAGACGAAAUCCGUACCACAGUAGCCCGAGACAUCGGCCUCGGUCAGCUCGUACUGCCUUCAGAUUUUGAGUGGCGUCCAUUGGAUUUUGGUUGGAGUUUGGCAGAUGUUCUUAAAAAAUCAAAAGAAGAGAAUGAAAAAAAUGCAGCUAUUUCUAAGACAAAAACAAAUGUAAAAGUAACAGAGUUGUUUGAAGAUGAAGUCAAAAGUAGUGUAAAUUCAAUAGAUGAUAUCGAUGAGUGUGAUGACAAUUCAGACAAGGAUGAGAAUGGAGAGAAGGAUGAGUCAUGGAUGGAAAUAGGGACCUGGUCAAACGAAAUGGCUGAGUUUGGGGAUUGUUUGGAUUCCAAUUCUAAAAUAUCAUCAAAUAUGUCAUUGGUGCGCUACGGUUCUCCAACCAGCUGGGACUAUGGAGGUGUAGGAGAGGGCACAGAGUUGUGUCUGUACGACUCUGAUGUAGAGUCGGACCUGAGCAGUGAUGGGGAUGCCGAUUCAACAUCUGGACAAUCAUCAGACAGCCAAGGGGUGGCAGCAACACGGCGAGGGUUGCGCAUCACUUUCAAGGGGGACUACUUGGCAGAGGCUGAGGAUGAUGACUUUGUGGAGGGUGACACAGAAAUUCCACAGGUGGAUUGGCAAUGGCAAGAGAACAAUGUUGUCGAUCUUGAAAUGGAAGUGGAACGAGAAAUUGAAAAGUUUGAGCAAGCCACAGAGCAUCACAAGUACGUUAUUAUGAAUAGCGGAAUGUUGGUGCACAAAGACAGUUCUUUCAUCAUCAGCUCAGACAAUGCAAGGGACCAAAUGGCAAGCAAAGCUGAGACAAGGGAGCUGGGGUUCCAGGUCACCGGCUAUGGAAUGCCACCAGAUCUCCUAACUGAGGUGGCUGUACCUCCCAUGUCUCCUGGAGAUUCUGCCCUGGACUCUGAUUAUGACACCACUUCAGAUGUUUGGUCAGACAAUGGAAAAGAGGAGGAUGGAGAUUUUAGUUUUGACGCUCAGCCAGACCUAGAGCAUCACCCCGGUCCUAGUCCCAGCCUGCUGUUGCAAGCUCUGACCAUGUCUAACGCUAAUGAUGGAAUCAACUUGGAACGCCUUGAAACUAUUGGAGAUUCAUUUCUCAAGUAUGCCAUCACAACUUAUCUCUACUGUGCCUACGAAGCUGUACAUGAAGGGAAACUUAGCCAUCUUCGAUCCAAGCAGGUGAGUAACCUAAACCUCUACAGGUUGGGGAAGAGGAAGCAGUUUGGGGAGAGUAUGAUAGCUACAAAGUUUGAACCUCAUGACAAUUGGCUGCCUCCGUGUUAUCUGGUGCCACGAGAGCUGGAGAGGGCACUGAUAGAAGCGGGGCUGCCAGCGUGUUUGUGGAACCAGGCAGAGAUACCAGCCCUGCGCAAUCUUACGCGUGACCAAAUUAUAUCAGCUGUGAGGGAACGGAUGGCAGGCAUCACGGACGACUCAGGAAUGGAGGACCUACCUUGCUUUGUGCCUUACAACCUCAUCACUCAGCACAGUAUUCCAGACAAGAGCAUUGCAGAUUGUGUUGAGGCACUCAUUGGAGCAUAUUUGAUUGCGUGUGGACCGCGAGGUGCCCUGCUGUUCAUGUCAUGGCUUGGUAUAAGAGUCUUGCCAUGUGAUGGUACCUCUUCAAGUACACCAAGUACACCUCUCCAUGGUCAUUCUGCCAACAACCAGUUGAGAUAUGGAUAUCUGAAGUCACCCAAAUCACCCUUGCUCCGCCACGUUCGUGACCCUGAGGGGGAGUUGAAUCAGCUGCUGGAUGGGUUCAGUGUGUUUGAACGUAAACUCAACUACCGUUUCCAAGAUCGCAGUUAUCUACUCCAAGCUAUGACACAUGCAUCCUACUCUCCAAACAGACUAACUGACUGUUACCAACGCCUUGAGUUUUUGGGUGAUGCUGUCCUAGACUAUCUGAUAACAAGACAUCUCUACGAAGACAAGCGUCAACAUUGUCCGGGAGCCCUCACGGAUCUACGCUCUGCCCUCGUUAACAACACUAUCUUCGCCUCGUUAGCCGUCCGCCAUGGGUUCCACAAAUUCUUCCGUCAUCUCUCUCCUGGGCUGGCCGAAGUCGUUGAGAGAUUUGUUCGUAUUCAGGAGGAAAACUCCCAUGCCAUCAGUGAAGAAUACUAUCUGAUCGGAGAAGAGGAGUGUGAGGAGGCCGAGGAUGUGGAAGUGCCUAAAGCUCUGGGAGAUGUUUUCGAGUCGGUAGCUGGUGCAAUCUUUCUAGACAGUGGCAUGUCUCUAGAUGCUGUUUGGAAAGUUUAUUAUCGUAUGAUGAAAACUGAAAUAGAACAAUUCAGCACCAAUGUUCCAAAAUCACCUAUCAGGGAGCUUCUUGAAUUAGAACCUGAAACUGCUAAAUUUGGAAAACCAGAGAAAUUGGCGGAUGGACGAAGAGUACGAGUAACAGUAGAAGUGUUCGGUAAAGGUGUGUUCAAAGGCAUUGGUCGCAACUACCGGAUAGCCAAAUGUACUGCGGCCAAGUGUGCUCUCAAACAGCUCAAGAAGCGUGGACUGUUGACGAGGAAACUUAACAAUAACCAGCACUGGUGAGAGGAACUCUUCUGACACCCACUGUAGAAGUGUUCGGUAUAGGUGUGUUCAUGGGCAACAGUCGCAACUACCGGAUAGCCAAAUGUACUGCGGCCAAGUGUGGUCUCAAACAGCUCAAGAAGCGUGGACUAUUGAGGAAACUUAACAAUAACCAACAUUGAGAAAAACUCUCCUCACACACCAUAGAAGUACUUAUCUGUAGCUUUACAAUUAGGACUUCCUGAUCAACUCUCAUUAGUUGUAAGUGACAUAAUACAAAAAAAUCUGGUUUCGAAGAUGUUGUUAUGAAAGACCAGUUACUUGCUUGUGUCAUUUUUACCAUUUCAUUAUAUAAAGAAUCAGUAUUCUUAUUGUUACAGCAUCUCAAAAUGUAGGAUAUUGUUGGUGAUUGUGAUUGCCUACUUAUAUUGUUACUAUAUCAUGUUAGCAUGGUAGUUAAGUUGUAAUUACUUUUGAUAUUCAUCAAGGGGUCAUAUUUAAAGUUGUUAUUUAUUAUUUUUAUUCAGCAUUAAUUAAUAACAUUUUAAUCCUCAGCAGCAAAUCGACUGAAUGAAUAUGAAGAUCUUUUUACAAUUACAAAACAAAAUGAAAGUGCUAUCAGAAUUUCACUAGCAAACUUAGUGAACUCAUUGUACCUAAAAUACAAUGUAAUUAUCAUAGAAUAAUAAGUUAUAAUUGUUCAAAUAAUGUGUUUGAAUUUGUUUGUUAUAUUGUUUCAGUAUAUUUGUUUAUUUACACUCUGAGCCCAGUAACGGUCGGGAGGGUGUAAAAAUUGCCUUUAUAGAGUACAGUAAAAUCAACACCCGGGAUUCUGAGGCUUAUUUGACAAUGUCUGAAUAGUUAAAAUGUUAAUCCUCUGAACUCCAGGUGAAGAUCCUUUACUAUUACAUUUCCGGUUCAGUAUAAUUAUUGCUCAGGUCCAGAGAAUUAUAGUUGUGCAUCUGUUUAAACUGUUAUUUUGUAAUAUAUUAAUUAAAAUUGAACUUAUGAGAGUUAAAGAUAUACUUUUUAAAUCAAGGCUGCAGAAAGAAUCCAAAUUGUUGGUAUUUAUAACAUUUGUUUUUAGAUUUUAAGUGUAUGAUAUUGUAUGUAUGUAUAGGUAUUAAUACAGAACAUUCUUUCACAAUUUCAUACUUGUUAAAAAACUACUCACUAUAUUUACUUUUGGAGAAGUAACUUUUUAAAAAUUAGAAUAUCAUUGGAUUCUGUAUUAAAAAGUGUAUUUUUAUCUCAAUGCAGAAACAUUUUUUUAAUACGUUUUACAAGAUUUUUACAUUAUUUUUAGUAUUAACUGAUUAGUAAAAGCUUUCAGUAAGUUCUCUAAAGCAAUUCUUUUGUAAGCACCACUUUGAAACAAAUCCGUUUAAUCAUAGGUAUUCAAGAUAUUUUACUUCAUACCGGUACCUACCAGGAGUUUUGCCUAGUGAUAAAACAGUUUUUAUUUCAUUUGGUACUUCAAAGAUAUGAUUCCAAUCCAAACAGCAAGUUCACUAAGUUUGUUAUUGCAAUAAAUAUUUAUACUUAUUUAGAUGUUAUUUUUACAGAUUUGUAUUAUAAGCCUUGUCAUAUUAUGAAGUUUAUGAGUUGGAGAUUAAAACUAAUUUCUUUUAUAUUAAAAUUUGUUAUUGUUGUAAAACAUUGAUAAAUCCAUAACAUAAUAAAAUGUAGAUGAUUUUUGUUCCUAUAAUACAUUGAUAUUUUAUUAUAUCUGUUUGAAAUUAGACAACUAAAACAUUAUUUUUAAGUUCUAUUGAAACACUUUACCAACCUUGUAGUAAUUAUAAGUAUGUUUUAUUGUUUAAAAAUUAUGUUUUUUUCUUAUACAAAUGUUGAUUGAUAGUAGAUUAGUCUUAUCAAGUAGAUUAUUAUAAAGAAUUACAUUCAGUCGAGUUAAUGCUAUGGUUUUGAGUAAAAGAUGUAACAAUAAAUACUUUAGCAUGCCACCGACUGCAUAUUGUCUUGUGCAGAUCAAAUCCGACUUUAAUAAACAAUACACAGGGAACAUUAAAAUUCAGUUGUUAUUUUAUAAAUUUGAUUUGUAUUAUAAUUUAAAGAGAGUGGUAAAUUUAAUCAAAGACUAAUUAAUUAUAAGUGUUAUUACCAAAUUAGUGACAUGACUUAACAAUGAUUAAAGGUAAAUAUAUUACAUCCACUAAUACUUUUAAACUUGGGAUAUUAGUUACUAGUCAUCAAUAUUAAAUGUAUCUGUAUAAGGUUGCUCAUAUCUCUGAUAAUUAUUUAUUGGAUUUUUCUAGCACAUGUCUGAAUUAUAAGGUAUACUACAUCUGCUUCCCUGUGGAAUUCACUGGUUAUAUGUCAUUACUUGAGUUUUUGCAUGCUUACAUACUCGUAGUGAGUCCUUUCAUAUAAUGUUUGAAGACAUGACAAGCAAGUUACUGAGUCGUAGGGAUUACAGUACUGAUGCUUUCUAAUUGAGUUGGUAAUGUUAUUUAUUGUUUUAAAAUAAGAAUACAUACAAAGGCUCUUAUUUACUGUUAGAUACCUAGUAACGAACUCCAAUGUUGUAAUUGUAAUAAUAUUGCUUUUAGUGUCACUUAUAAUGUAAGUACGUAUUACUAAUGUUACAGUACAUUCUGUUUUAAAAUGUUGUAAAGCAUUUUUCUCCACUAUGUUUUUGUAUAAAUUUUAUUUGAGAACGACAUAGCUUUAUAGUUAAAAAAAAUACUAAGACAUACAAUAAGUAAUUUUAUUUUAAAACAAAGAGUUUGUUAUUUUAUAUGUAUUUUAUUUUAUAGAAUAUUUUAGUUAUUUACAAAUAUAUAAAUAUAUAUUCGAGUAAUUUUUGGAGAGUUGCAAGUUUUAAGUUACUUUUAAACAUUAAAAUGAGACAGGCACUAAUAUGCUAUAUAAUUUGCUGUAACAAUUAUGUAACACAGAGCAUAAGACUAAAACAUGAUGACAGACUUGUACAGGUUUUCACAUGCAAUAUUGACUCUUAAUUUAACUAUAAAUUGCUUUUGUUUUGCUGUAAAUAUGAUUUACGGAUUUCAACAUUCUUAUGAUUAUAUAGCCAUAAUAUUUGUUCAGCACUGCUUUUAAUACUAAUAUAUAUACUGUAUAUAUAUAUACAGUAUCCAAAAAACUCUUUAUAUGUUAAAUCGAUACAAACAAGCAAUUUUGAAUCAAAAGAAUGGGUUCUGAUUUUUAGUUCUUUCUCCAAAAUAAUAAUAGAUACAUUUAACUGUUAUUAUUAAAGGAUAUGAUUGAAAAUCCUCUGGAUGUAGAAUUUAGUAAAGAAUGAAAGCAAACUACAUUAAAUUCCAAGGCUUAAGGCUGAGGAACAUUUACCUUUCAAGUAUCUCUCCAAAUUCAGAUGUGCUGAGUCUGUUAAAUUGUACUGCCUCUUACAUUCAUAUUGUUGCCGAUAAUGAUAAGAAUAUAAAUCUCAAUGUGAUGAUUGGUUGGUGGCAUUUUUGUGUGUUGUUUUGGUUCAUUUGCUGUCUGUCUGCUAACUUGAAUCUCUAUGAGGUUACAUGAAAGUAGUGAAAGUAGUCACUGUUCCGGAAUAUUUGUUUUUAGCCUUUGUAUUCUGUAAUAAUUGUAGAAAAAUAUUUCACAUGUAUGAGUGAGCACUUCUCAUAACGGGUCAAAAGUUAUAUUAGCUUGUAGAGUUUUCAUGAUCUAACAUUACUGUUCUGUAAUUGAAGUAUAAAAAAUAUUUGAUGUAAAUCAUCAUCAAGAAAAUGAUUGUUAUUUUAAUAAUCUCGUAUUUUCUUUGUUUUUUUUUUAUCACACUAAAAUCUAUCAUAUACUUUUUUUAUUGAUUCCUUGAACCAUGAAUAGAAUGUGCUAUAUUAUAAAAUGCAAAGUCGAAGCUUUUAUUGCUUUCGGGUACUCUACAGUCUGGUCUGUCACCAUCUUUAAAAACAAAAGUCCUCAGUAUAUAUGUCCAUACCAACAGUCUCAGAUUGUCAGUCAACAAAAGAAAAUUAUUUAGUGGAAAAUAAUUGUAUUAGUUGAUUGUGCCCUCAUUGUGAAACUCGAAUAAUGUUUCUUGCAUCUCUCUAAAUACAGUAGUUGUUUUAUUUAGUGUCCUUCAAUAAAUAUGAAAUAUUAUCCAAUAAUAUUAUUGCCAUAUAUAUGUAGUCUAAUUGAUUAGAUCAGUGGUGCCAAGUCACAGGAUCCAAGCUGUGUUUUUUGGUGUGAAUUGGCAACACUAUCGUGUUGAUGUGUGAAAUAACUGGUUUGAAUACUUCACAGAAAAAUUUGCAAUUUGUUUACAAUAAAAGUCAUGAGCAAAAGUCUAUAAUCCUUAUUUUUCUGUCCCAAAUGCAAUAAUACGGUAAUUAGUACAAAACAGUUGAAGUAAGUUGUUAGCUCUUGAUGAUUUAAGAUUAGAGUUUAAAGAAUGUAAAACGUAUAGUUAAAUUAUAAAAGUUUUGAUAUUACCAGGGAAUACCAAUAGCCUUCAUUUUACUAUGUCCUCCAACAUGUGACCCCAGCGUGUGGGAUGGCAAAACUAUCAAGAACCAAUUACAUCACCGCUUUCCUUCAAUGAAGUGUAUUGCCUUAAACAGUUUCUUAGGUUAAAUUGAUCCAAUUCAAUAUUUUAAAUUGAUGGUAAUUUUUUGUAUAGUCUAGAUCUAAUAUAAAAAUUGAAAGUGUUUAUGCACAUUUAUUGUCCAGUUCUUUCACACAUUCAACUUGUUUUAAAAAUAAGUAUUCACCACUUUUAAGCGAUAAAAUGUAGCAGCUCCUGUAAUAAUAUAAAAACCAACUGAUUUUAGUAGAUAUGAUUUUAGGCUGUGUACUGUCAAGGGUAUAACUGUACAUUGAUGUCACUCUACAGCAGGCUGAACUGUGGUUUUCAGUUGUGAGUGGCAGCAGUGUCAGGUCAGUGUUGCCAUUUCACACUAGUCGGACUGUAGUGUCGGCUGUGAGAUGGUAGCAUUGACUUCUUGUCUUUGUCUGCAAAUCUGUGAUAGUCACUGCAAUGUUUCAAGCAUUUAUCAUAAUUAUUACCUGUACCAAAAUGAUUUAUAAAACAUCAAUAAUUAUUGAAUAGUGUUAUUAUUUUUAAUUCUACUUAGUGCCUUUUUUGUUAUUUAUACUUUAUCUAAAUCAACACUGUUAUUGUUGUCUUUAUUGUGUGGAAAUUGUGCAUGAACUGGCUAGAAUAAUAUACUAAUUAUUAUUAUUAAUUGCUAUUCAGUUUAGUUUCUAAGUGAGUGAAUAUGUUUUGUGUACCUACUAGUACCGUCAUAAUGUUUUGAAAUAUUUGUAAUGGAGUGCUGUUAAUAAUUAAAAUGUCAUUUUAGAGUGUGUGUGGUUUUA
Molecule: messenger RNA, 11974 nt
Organism: Homalodisca vitripennis (glassy-winged sharpshooter)
Lineage: Eukaryota; Metazoa; Arthropoda; Insecta; Hemiptera; Cicadellidae
Product: endoribonuclease Dcr-1-like
Exons: 30
Coding region: 128-6679 (2183 amino acids)
Biological process (GO): pre-miRNA processing; siRNA processing; apoptotic DNA fragmentation
Cellular component (GO): nucleus; cytoplasm; RISC complex
Molecular function (GO): ribonuclease III activity; protein binding; RNA binding
Source: RefSeq, a predicted model, not a curated record